Messenger RNA from Drosophila biarmipes, 1261 nucleotides. RefSeq names its product ras-related protein Rab-2A (gene Rab2). The transcript has 4 exons. Gene Ontology annotation, cellular component: Golgi apparatus. The record is from RefSeq and is a predicted model, not a curated record. Gene Ontology annotation, molecular function: GTPase activity; GTP binding. Lineage: Eukaryota; Metazoa; Arthropoda; Insecta; Diptera; Drosophilidae. The coding region runs from base 136 to 777 and encodes 213 amino acids.
CUGGCAACGCUGCGAUAGCCAGUCAUCAUAAAUACGGAACAGCUUGGAAAACUUACAAGAAUUGCGUAUUAUCUGCUGUAUUACGAGAUCGAACUUUCUAAAAACCAACUUGCCGUAACCCAAUCAGCUGCAAACAUGUCCUACGCGUACUUGUUCAAAUACAUCAUCAUCGGCGAUACAGGCGUGGGCAAGUCCUGCCUGCUGCUCCAGUUCACGGACAAGCGAUUCCAGCCGGUGCACGACCUGACCAUCGGAGUGGAGUUUGGCGCUCGCAUGAUCACCAUCGACGGCAAACAGAUCAAGCUGCAGAUCUGGGACACAGCUGGCCAGGAGGCCUUCAGAUCCAUCACACGCUCCUACUACCGUGGCGCUGCCGGCGCACUGCUGGUGUACGACAUCACCAGGAGGGAGACCUUCAACCACCUGACCACCUGGCUGGAGGAUGCGCGCCAGCACUCCAACUCGAACAUGGUGAUCAUGCUGAUCGGCAAUAAGAGCGACUUGGACUCGCGGCGCGAGGUGAAGAAGGAGGAAGGCGAGGCCUUUGCCCGCGAGCACGGACUGGUCUUCAUGGAGACGUCAGCGCGCACGGCGGCCAACGUGGAGGAGGCGUUCAUAAACACGGCCAAGGAGAUUUACGAGAAGAUCCAAGAGGGCGUCUUCGACAUCAACAAUGAGGCAAACGGCAUCAAGAUCGGCCAACAGCACUCGCCCACAAACCCCUCGCUGCCAGGAGCCGGAGGAGCAGCUGGAGCAGCAAACAGUGGAUGCUGCUAGGAGUAAACUGCAGAUGCCCGAUUGCAAUUCUGGGAUAGACGUAGCCGCUUCUGUAAAAGCUACUUUAGUGACUAACUAAUAGAAGGUAGUUGGAGGGACAUAUUUCUUGUUUUCUAUCUCAACCGUAACUAACCACGUAAUAAUAGCUACCACUAAACUAGCAUUCGAACACUAAGCGUAAUGUUAAAACCAUAAAGAUCAGACAACUACGAGAAAAGCCCUCUUCUUGUUCAGCUACGUUUUAAUUUACCAAAAAACCGAAAGGAAAGAAACCAGAAAUAAACCAAAAUCUACAACAUUUGUGUCCGUGAAUGUGUCGUGUGUGAUUUCUAAAUUUUAUAAUGUUCAUUGAAACAGUUAUAAAUAUUUUGUGCAUGUAUUUUGUGUAUAUUGAAGUUAGUUUGCUAGUUACUUCGUGUAAAGACGGAUAGUUAUACAUUGGGAUAUUGACAAAAUGAUGUGUAAUAUAUAAACCGAACUCAAA